Molecule: messenger RNA, 3309 nt
Organism: Echinostoma caproni
Lineage: Eukaryota; Metazoa; Platyhelminthes; Trematoda; Plagiorchiida; Echinostomatidae
Source: the annotation of a GenBank genome assembly
AUGAUGUUGACGAUUUCUCAUGCACGCGUUGUAUUCUUCGUGUCCUCAUCCAGAAAGAACACCGCAUUGUUAUUUGUCAUCUGCUGUCUGUUUAUUCAUGCCGCCAGUUUGCCACCAAAAUUGACCUAUAUGGUCAAAGAGGAAGUUCGUGUGCACACAUUUGUUGGAAAUGUAUUAUUGGAUGUGCAAUUCCCCGACACCAAUCUGUCUAACACUCGUUUGCAAGCCCGAACGGAAUCGCUUAGCUUGUACGAGCUUAGUGUACAGGGGGCAAAUUUGUUCCAGUUGGAUUCAGAAACCGCGGAUCUGUACACCAGUGCUCGUAUCGAUCGUGAAGCUGUGUGUCCUCGGACAAAACCACGCAUAGACAAGGAAUCGAGUAUCGGUUUGGUGGCAUUGAUGAAAGAUUUCGCCCAACCGAACGCGAAUGAACCGGUUAAAGUGGAUAAAUGUACAUUGGAAUUCGCGGUGGUUCGUAAAUUACGCGGGAUCGCUGAAGAACAGUGGGUCUCGUUGACGAUCGAGAUUGAGGAUGUGGAUGAUAAUGCUCCCACAUUUCUGGAAUUUACCGCGCCCGACUGGAGUGGAUUUCAUAAUAUUUGGAUUCGAGAAGAUAUUCCUAUCGGCUACAAAUACCCUUUGCCAAAUGCAUUUGAUGCAGAUAUCGGCCUAAAUGCAUUGAUUAAUUAUCGAUUGGAAUUUGAAUCACCUAAUCAAAUGGUUAAGCCUAUAGUGCUCCAACCCCUGGACUAUGAGGAACAAAAAGAGUAUCGUCUUGGGUUAAUUGCCUGUUCGACAAAGAUGCAAACAAAUAAAAGUGAUAUAAAAUGUGCUCGUUUACCGGUACGUGUAUUAGUUCGUGACGUGAACGACAAUGAGCCACGUCUAAUCUAUCCUAUUCAAUCGAUUCAUGAAUUGACGAUUUCAGAAUCCGUAUCUGUGGGUACCGUGUUGCUUAAAGUUGAAGCAACGGAUGUUGAUGACGGUGAAGCUGGACGACUCACUUAUAGCCUCCAGUCCGCGGAUAAUCCUUCCAUUCCGAUGGGAACAUUGAAAAACGCUACCCAAUGGAUCACUAUCGAUCCAAGCACGGGUGAAUUACGCCUGGCUCGUAACGUAUCCGCUCAUGAUACGCCAACAUUUCGUAUCAUGAUACUGAUUAGUGAUAACGGUGUACCACGGAAAUCCACCAAACUGAUGCUUGUGAUUCACAUCUCUGAUGCAAACAAUCACGCUCCACAGAUUGUGGUGAAACGAGUUGGUUGUAAUCACGAGGAGGAUGAGACAAAUGAACUGGUGAUUGAUCGAGCUGUGGAGACUAAUAACCACGUCGGUUUGGUAUUUGUAUCUGACGCAGACCUAGACCUGAAUGGAAUGGUGGAUUGUUGGAUCGAAAUGAUGGAUAAUGAAAUUCAUCGAUUAUUUGGCAUUGAACUUAAACUAGUGGGUACCGGUAAAGUGUCCGAUCGAUAUGUGUACAUGUUGCAAACGCGAAUAUCCACACAGUCUAAUAAUUUUCGAUCGAUGACGAGAAAUUUGAAUCUAUCAGAUGUGGAAAAGCCGUUUACCACUAUGUUAAUCAUUUGUGCGGAUAAAGGUAAACCUCAUCCACUCACAUCAUCUGUCAAACUGACUGUUACGGUUGUAGAUCGACGUGUACAGGAAUUGUGUUUCGAGCAAAAAUCGUACACUCUUCACGUGAUCGAGACCAAUCGACCGCAGACCCAACUGCUACGUGUUCAACUACAAGAGAUCAGUGUUCGAGCACAGUUUCGUCUCAAAGCGACUGUGGAGCAUGAACGACCGUGUCAACAAUUCUAUCUGGAUCCGUUGAACGGAGCCCUAAGCACACCACACGGGAUAGAUCGUGAAGUGGCCGCCUCGUUCGAAUGUUUGAUUGUGGCUGAAGAAGAGGAAGAAAUGGAUGAUGGUGAAAAGCCAACAUCUGUCUCAGAUCAGUCUGUGAAUCGUCGAAUGGCUCAAGCAAAAUUAACGGUGCAUGUAGCCGAUGUGAACGAUAACGCUCCCGCUCUCAUUCCAUCCCUAAUGAUCAGUGGAUUGUCUGUAAUUGAGUGGGAUGCACAAGUGAUGGAUACGGCAGAAUCCCUCCUGUCUUAUCCACUGCAAGUUGGCACAAUCAUUGCACGUGACCCGGACGCCGGUGAGAAUGGUACUAUCACUUAUCAACUGGAGGGUCUCACCGCGGAGCGAGCUGAUCGCCCACCCAUUGGAGUCGAGAUACAUCUGCCUCGAUUCGACAUUCAUCCAAACACCGGUCAGGUGACACUGGAACGAGAUCAACACCCUCUGAUUGAUCGAGAAUUGGUUCAAGCAUAUCAGCUUCGAGUACUUCUUGAAGAUCGUGGUCAAGUAUUAAAACGUAGCGUGAUCACACGCAUUCCGAUUUAUGUAAUGGAUGUGAAUGACAAUACACCCGAAUGGAUGCCCCACAUGAUUGUCCCGAAUGAUCACAUAACUGUGUUUCCUGUUCAAACUGGUGCUGCCUUUCUGAACGGAUUAGAGGUUGUAGGCCCACCAAUGCGACUGCGUUUGCCCUCAGUGGGUUUACCCCGGCUUCUACAGGUCACGUGGUUCCAAGAUCGUUCCACGGGGAGCACAAACGAAUGGCUAGCAGAGAUGCAAGCGACUGAUAGAGAUCAGGGAGAAAAUGCUCGCCUCACAUUUUAUAAACUGAACCCAAAUCAACUCAGCCCGGGCAUUCGAGGCCAUGCGAUGGAUUUACCUAAUGAAGCGUUGGAAAUUUAUUCGGAUGGGACCAUGAAAGUGCUAAGCACAUUCCUCAAUCCGAACUGGUUAUACAUGUCCGCCGUUCUGGUCCAAGAUAACGGAAAAUCACGUAAGCUACAAACAUUUGGCUAUUUUUAUGUAAAUCUCAGUAGCAUUGUUGAUACGAAUGGCGGACAGGAAGGAACCCCGGAACAUAAACAAAGCCAAGCAGAACGUUCCAAAGAAACUAAUUCACAGGAUAACCGUGACCAGCCGACAGCGACGCAAACCGUGUUCACCGAGAAAUUGAAGCUCACGGUUGCUAUUUUACUCUGUUCCGGUCUGGUUGUGAUCCUGACGGUCAGUCUGGUCUGUUGUAUCCUAAGUCGACGUGGAUAUCCGGGAGGCGCUGUGAACGGAUUUUCACCCGGACAGCAGCACCCUCGAGCACCACAAUCACGAGUAGCGCAGAAUCGAACCAAUCAUCUGGUCAAUCGUUAUAUGGCUGGCGAAUUAAUUCUGAAACAUCACAACAUUAAAGAGCUUCAUUCUAAACCUGCUUUCCUUAGCACUGGGCAAUGA